Messenger RNA from Dentiscutata erythropus, 495 nucleotides. NCBI's taxonomy places the organism in Eukaryota, Fungi, Glomeromycota, Glomeromycetes, Diversisporales, Gigasporaceae. The record is from the annotation of a GenBank genome assembly.
AUGACAUCUUGCAAUGUUUACUUUGGUGACAGUGUUCAUCCAAAACAUGUUGUUUCACCUAGUAUCGUUCUAAUAUAUUGUUUAUUGGGAAUAAAUAUUGAUAAUCAAAGACUUCUCCAAAUAGGACAAAAUACAAAUAAUUUUUAUAACUUAAAUAACUUUUCUUCUGGUGCAAAAUAUCUGGCCAAUGCUAUAAAUAAUUAUGCUAAAAUGUUUAAUUCAAUUGCCCUCGCUUCAAUAGUAAGUGAGGCAUUGAUUGCUGUUGAAGCUGUGGCUGCUGGAAUCGAGUUAUCCAUUAAUGAAUUUGAAGUAGGCGAUGAAGUAAAGAAGGUCGUUAGUUUAGAUAAAAAAUAUGAUUUAUUUAAUGAAACUAUAACUAAUUAUUCAAAAACCCUCGAUAGUGGGGAUAUAAAUAGAGCUAUGACUAUAUUUGCGAAUAUACAACAAUUUGUGCAUAGGACUGAAGAGUUUGGGCUAACAGUAGAUCAUGAAUGA